Molecule: messenger RNA, 2967 nt
Organism: Cherax quadricarinatus
Lineage: Eukaryota; Metazoa; Arthropoda; Malacostraca; Decapoda; Parastacidae
Product: univin
Cellular component (GO): extracellular region
Molecular function (GO): growth factor activity; cytokine activity
Source: RefSeq, a predicted model, not a curated record
AGAGGGGAAUGAGGGGAGGUUUGGCGAUGGUCCAGGAGAAGCGGGAGACAGAGUCCAGGACGCCUGGUUCAGAGAGAGAGAGAUAGAGAGAGAGGGGGGGGGGGCGUUCACCGGAAAUCAAGAACUGGUGUUUGCAGGUGGGAUUAGUGUACCCUGUGGGGGACCACAGGGUAAGGUGGGGGAAAUUUCCCCUUCCCCAUCCUGGUGUGGCCCUCUUGUGGCCUUCUCGGCAGCCACGGAGGUUCAUGCUAAUGACGUCCUUUGCCCCCCAGCUUCCUCAGGUCACGGCGUCUGCGCCAAGCGCACGUCAGACGCCGGCAGCAGCAGCAGUGACAGCCGCAAACCUGCAGCUGCUUGAUGGUCAGUUGAAACACGUGCCAGCACCAUCCCCCGUGCACGCCCGCACGCCUGUUACGCCUGCACGCCCGCUCCGCAUCACUCCCCUGACCUGCCAGGCAAACACACCAGGUCACCUUCUGGGAAAGAUAUUAACGAGUAACUGGAAGAGAUAGAGGUACAAGAAUCUGCGAGAGAGAGAGAGAGGGAGGUGAGUUGGCGUGCGCCGCUGCGGCCAAUCAGCGGCUGUCGCAGCGGGGAGGCGGAGCCACCAAACAACUCACCGGCAUAUAUAAAGUAGGAGGGUAGAGACUAGCGCAUUUGUUGCAUGUGCGGCAUGAAGGUGUACGCUGUGUCAUGGCGGCUUAGUGGGAGAGAUAACACGUGACGGUGAACUACCUCAUUCCUCCCCCACCACCACCACCCCCUACCACUACUACCACCACCACCCCCCUCUCUCUCUCUCUCUCUCUCUCUCCCAAACAUGAAAGUGCUUAGUGUUACGUUGGUCGGAGCGCUGCUGCUACUGCUCCUGGGCCUCCUGCAGCAGGCCUGGGCGAGGGCCACCUCAGCGGUCAACCCUCAACAGGUCGCUGAUGACGCCCACCGCUACGGACGGAACUCUGACGGCGCUGGGAGGUACUCCCUCCUGGCAGGCCCUGCGAGACAAGCCCUCAGCCCUCUGCAUCCUCUCCGUGGUGACGACACCACCGCCGAGGAUAGUCAGGAGGAGGAAGACGAAGAGGAGGACGAGGACGAAGAGGAGGAGGAGGAUGAAGAGGACCGGGAUUUCGAAUGGUCUGCCGAAGAUCUGGACAUGAUCAAGCAGAAAAUCCUGGAUGGCCUUGGUCUGACAACUAUCCCAUUGAGGUCCAAGGCCAACGUGACCAAAGAGGAGUACGACCAGGCCUAUAGCGAGUACAUGCGACUCGUGCAGGAGGAGGCCAAGAACACCGAGUCGUACUUGAGAGACGAGGACGAGCAGGAGGACGAGGAGGGAGAACAGAAGGUGGCGCAGCAGAGGAGACCUGAAGUGGCAGAGUACCGCUUCUUCAGCACUGGUGUCUCCCACCACUCAAGAAGAGGACGGCGGAGCACGGGCGUGGAGGGCCAGGUGGUACACUUCCACGUGGCGGUGCCGGUGAGACGUGUCUAUCACCACGCACACGACGUGAAGCUGGCCACGUGUCGCUUGUGGAAGACCGGCGGGCCGGCACCACACGACCCGUCGCACGACACAGUCACCGUCACCCUCUACCAGAUGAACAGCCUCAACCGGCGCAGGCGACGCCGCAAGCAGGAUCCUGUCCUCAUACAGUCUCUCAAUGUGUCCGUGACGGGCGAUGAGUGGCUGACCGUGGACGUGACGGACACGGUGCGAGACUGGCUGGAGACGCCGCGGGAAGACGCCGGCGUCCUGGUGCAGUGCCCUGACUGCGGUGCCGCUGGCGUCACCAUACACACGGGCGCAAGCACCUCUAACACGUCGUAUGUACCCACGCUGGACGUGCAGACUCAGGUGCCAGCCGGGCGGAGAGUGAAGCGAUCACCGGAGCUGAAGCGGGCAACCAAAGCCAAGUGGCGCCGGAACGGCGACUGCCGUGACAUGAAUCCCAGCGAGCGCCACCGUCGCUCGCGCUGCUGCCGGCGCUCCAUGAAGGUCCGCUUCAAGGACCUCCCCGACUUCGAUUUCGUGGAAUCUCCGGACAUAUUCGACGCGUUCUACUGCAGCGGGAGGUGUCCGCCCCGCUACAACCCAGCCAACGAACAUGCGCUGCUACAGUCACUGCUAAAAAUGAAACACAAGAAGAAGAUCCCCAGGCCGUGCUGCGCCCCCACUGCGCUGAAGGGACUGCAUAUCCUGCACUUCAACGACCAGGGAAAGCUCACUACCACUUACUGGGAUGACAUGAUCGUCACAGAGUGCGGCUGCGCCUGAGACAGCCACCGUCUUAGUCCAGUAGCAGCAGAGUCCGGGCUGUGUCCCGCGCCAGAGGGUGCCCGCCGCAGCCGCAGCCGCAAGGGUGCUCCUCACUAGUCACUCCCACUACGCUUCCUGAACCGGCAGGGUGACGUCGCCAGGAUGAGCCGCUGCCGACGGCGUCUAGCAGGCAGCCCCCAGCGGCUGCCUCGCCGUCUGACCCACAGUGUGCUCCGUGUUAUAGUGUUCAGGCGUACGCUCCGGUGUUCCGUGUUCCGUGUACGUGACUUUGUUCCUCCAUGCAUCAUGGUGUUCCUUAGUUGACUGGCAACUCGCAGAAGGACUAAACAUUCCGCUAUAUCAGGCGGUAGUGUGUGUUAAUGUGUACAUAGAGUACUGCCCUUUCUCCCUCCCACAACCCAGCGCCUUUUCCCAGAGUCCAGAAGCCUCCUCUUUAUCUCAGCACACUUCCCUGCAACUCAUCUCGUCUCCCUCCUCAGCCAACUCCUGACGUUUCCUCACUUCAGUAUUGUCUCUCACUUAUAUAUACUCAGUCACCCCACAACCAUCCCUCUAUCCUGAACCACUCUUCAUACACCCCACAACCAUCCUGAACUGCCCUCUCCUCCCUACUCAUAGACGCUGGGAAUCUUGAGUUGUCAUGUUUGAUGUUGUGGACUCAGACAGCGAUGUGGUGUAAAAAUUUUUUU